GUUUUUGUUGUUUUUUUGGCACUUCAUAUUUGUCAGUUGUGCGAUUACGUGAAUUCUGUUGGAGGUAUAACGUUUGUGUUUAGUUUGCCAUCAAAAUGAACGCAGCCCCACGCGCCGCCUUUAAUCAACUACUACGCCGCGGCUACAGCCAAGCGACAAAGGGUACAGGUGCUUCAAAACCCACACCAAGCAGCGGCAGCAGAGUCGCCGCUACGCCUGGAGCAGCAGCUCCCGUUAAAAAUGUAACAGGACUAAGUAGCGCCUGUGUAAAGCCAACAUCGACACCAGUUGGCCCUGGAGCAUCUGCAACUAGCGGCUACAAAGUUCCGGAAUAUUUCUGCUUCAAUCGGUUCAGUUAUGCUGAGGCUGAGGUCGAAAUGGCUAAAUACCGUUGCCCACAGCCAUCAGCGUUGAUUAAAAACUAAAAUACUGUAAUUAUCGUGCAAACGCCAUAAAAAAUGUUAUUAAAUAAAUACAUAUAUAAUAAAUGAUGAUAUGAAAAUAUA
Drosophila hydei is the source of this 506-nucleotide messenger RNA. RefSeq lists its product as uncharacterized. Gene Ontology annotation, cellular component: mitochondrion. The transcript has a single exon. Bases 96 to 425 code for a protein of 109 amino acids. The record is from RefSeq and is a predicted model, not a curated record. Lineage: Eukaryota; Metazoa; Arthropoda; Insecta; Diptera; Drosophilidae.